Messenger RNA from Coffea arabica (coffee), 2392 nucleotides. Its product is annotated as probable amino acid permease 7. The record is from RefSeq and is a predicted model, not a curated record. Lineage: Eukaryota; Viridiplantae; Streptophyta; Magnoliopsida; Gentianales; Rubiaceae.
GUCCUAACCCUUAGCUCUCAGAGUUUGAAAGAAAGAGAGAAAGAAAGAAAGCGAGGUUCAACAACAGGCAGCGGCCGUCCCGUUCCAGACACAAUAAUAUAUAGAAUAGGAUACUAAACGCAGGAAAAAUAGAGAAAAGGACUCUUGCUAGUUUGGUCAACGCGUUCUUCCAAAGAUGCGAUAUUUGGAGAUCUCUGGAUUGAAAUCUGAUGGCGAUUUGGUGCCGCAGGACAGAGAGUUGAAAAAUGACAUUCCCCUAAAGAGAGUAGGAGCCACUGGUAUUAUUAAUAGGGAUGACACAGAGGGCUACUACGAAGAAACAGCAGCGUUUCUCAUGACCAACUCAGAACCUUUCGAGGUUGAACAAUCUGCAGUUCCUGAUCAGGAACCCUCCAAAAGAACAGGGACAGUAUGGACUGCAACAGCACAUGUAAUAACAGGUGUGAUAGGGGCAGGUGUCUUGUCACUUGCAUGGAGCACUGCCCAGCUAGGCUGGAUUGCAGGUCCAUUGUCCAUGAUAUUCUUUGCACUCAUCACCCUUUUUUCCACUCUCAUCCUCUGCGAGUGCUACUUGACUCCUGAUCCCGAGAAGGGUCCAAUUAGGCACCCUUCCCUCACCGGAGCGGUCAAAUUCUUCUUGGGAGAGAAGAGACAGAAGAUAUGUGCACUUUUUGUGCUGGAGAGCCUAUAUGGCACUGCUGUUGCAUAUACCAUUACGGUAACCCAAAGUGUUAGUGCAAUAGAGAAAUCCAACUGUUAUCACAAAGAAGGGCACGAUAGUAGUUGUGGACGUAUCCAUAGGAAUAUGCUCAUGCUAAUCUUUGGGGCUGUUCAGAUUGUGGUGUCUCAGAUACCAGAUUUCCAUAACAUGGCAUGGCUGUCUGUUGUUGCUGCUGUUAUGUCCUUCACCUAUGCUUUCAUUGGAAUGGCACUUGGCCUGGCAAAAGUCAUUGGAAAUGGAAUGGUCAAGGGCAGCAUUUCUGGAGUUUCAGCAAACAGCGGAGCAGAAAAGUCAUGGUUAGUGUUUCAGGGAAUUGCGGACAUAGCUUUUGCCUAUCCCUAUUCAGUUAUUCUUCUGGAGAUACAGGACACCUUGAAGUCACCUCCAUCUGAAGACCAGACAAUGAAAAAGGCCUCCAGGAUUUCAAUCGUCACCACCACCAUCUUUUACCUGUGCUGUGGAUGCUUUGGAUAUGCAGCCUUUGGAGACAAAACCCCAGGAAACCUCUUGACUGGAUUUGGCUUCUAUGAACCUUAUUGGCUUGUCGACUUCGCCAAUGCUUGCAUUAUACUGCACCUCGUCGGGGGAUAUCAGAUAUACAGCCAAGUAAUCUUUGCAAUGGUGGAAAGAUGGUUUGCUGCGAAGUACCCAGAUAGCACACUAGGAAGGAAUUUAGAGCUGAAGCUCCCUCUAUGUUCCAGAUUGGAGUUUAAUAUAUUUAGGCUUGUUUUCAGAACAGCAUAUGUGGUUUCUGUAACUGGAAUUGCAAUGCUAUUCCCUUACUUCAACCAAGUACUGGGGGUGUUGGGGGCCUUGAACUUUUGGUCUCUGGGGAUAUACUUCCCCGUGGAAAUAUACAUGGUGCAGAAAAGCAUUGGCGCUUGGACAAGAAAAUGGGUUCUUCUUGAGGCUUUUAGCCUCGUUUGCUUGGUUAUUUCAGUAAUGGGCUUAAUCGGCUCAGUUGAAGGACUGAUAAGGGCGAAGUUUAGAUGAGAAAAGUUUACACCGAAGUACUGGUGCAUAGUUGCAGAAAACAUGCCAUUUUUAUCUGUUUCUUUUUCUUUUUUUUAAAGAUUUUCCCAAUCUUUAAAUAUUCUUUAUUCAUAUUAAUCUUAAGUAGCAGGCACAGAGAAGGGUAGAUCAUCUGACAAAGAAAAUCAACAAUGAUUAUUAUUAGUUAGCUGUGUCAUUCAUUAUUACAACGAGUGAUCAAAUGCACACUCGAUGUCUGAUGUGUGUCCGAUCAAUAAAAUUUAUUGACUAAGUUGAGAAGACAUAGCGAAUCAAGCAAACAAGGAAAAAACCUUGACAUGGGUGAUGGAAAUCCACAAUCAGCCAGCAGGGGGGUUGUUGCAUCCAACGACGGAAAGGUGAAGAAGUCACGGCAAGGGACAAUCUCUGGUGCAAAAGAUUGGAAUGAAGGAGAUGGAGUGGGUUCCUUGUGGACUUUGUAGUUUACAUUUCAGUAAUUUUAUCCUAAUAGCAAUUAAAGUCCAAGUAAUAAACAUUAUAGUCUAUAUAACUAGUUGGGCAAUAUUAGAUUUAAGUGAUGUGUGUAGAAGGAUAAAGGAAGAAAUGCCUAGUCAAGUUGAGUAGGAUUUGUAGAGGAGAGCAUUUGAGAUAAUUUUUUGCUAUCAAUAAUACUGACUACUAUAAUUGAUUUGAGUAUUA